This is a messenger RNA of Pimephales promelas (fathead minnow), 2974 nucleotides long. RefSeq names its product tripartite motif containing 110 (gene trim110). Gene Ontology annotation, molecular function: protein binding; zinc ion binding. NCBI's taxonomy places the organism in Eukaryota, Metazoa, Chordata, Actinopteri, Cypriniformes, Leuciscidae. The record is from RefSeq and is a predicted model, not a curated record.
UCUUGCACAUGGCUGUCUUCUCCUCUCUCUCUAUCCCCUCACUCCCUCUCAUCUGAAAUCCCAUCCCUUGACCAGCUUACAUUGCUUUUAGCACCGCUAACAGCCAACUUUGUUUCCACAGCAACAAUGAACAUGGACAAUGAACCUCGCCACAAAAUUCCCAAACCUCUUCACUGAACCACCUACCCACCCUCUAAAUUGUAACAGGUCAUGUGAUGGCUUAGCUGUUCUCUGUGUUGAGAGGUCAGUCAGUCUGGUUAAGAAGACACUGCAGGAUAAGCCGGCUCUUACAUGUACAUUUCGGCUGUGCUUCUGUAUGAAAACUUCCUGCUUUCACAAAAGGCUGAAGGACACAAAGGCUGCAAUGGGCUCCAUGGAGGAGGAGCACACGUGCCCCAUGUGUCGUGACCUGUUUAGUCGAGCUCAACCCUUUCCCUGCGGCCACAGCUUUUGCCUGGCUUGUGCGCAAGAGGCCUGGAGCCAGAGGGGUACGCGAAGAUUUGUAUGCCCACAAUGCCAGGAGGAGCAGGGGCUGGUUAUGUGUGACUGUUGUCCGGAAGGCGAGGGUGACGAGGUUCAAGCAGCUGUGAAGACCUGCCUGCAAUGUGAGGUCUCUCUGUGUGAGCAGCAUCUGCAGCCACAUCUGCAACGGCCUGCUUACAGCACUCACCUGUUGGUGGAGCCAUUGAUGGACCUAACCCGCCGCAGGUGCCCCACCCAUCAGGAGGUAUUCCGGUAUUAUUGCAUGGAUGAUCGGGAGUAUAUCUGCCAAGACUGUAUUCUGGAAGGACGGCAUGCUCAACACCAGGUCAAAGGGGUGAGAAAAGUGGAGGAGGAAUACAAAGUCAAAUUACAGAGCCUGUUCGAGAGAGCAGAAGAGAAAGUAAAGAAAGGUGAAAUUAUGCUUCAAGAACAUCAAAAUGCUUGUGCGUCAAUCAUUGAGGACUCCUCUGUAAGUGAUGUUUCUAAGGUGUUACAGAUGGGCUCAGCCCUGCAGACUCGCGUGGGACGACUAGUGUCGGCUGUAAUAAACAUCACUGAGCAGGAGAGACAGCAGGCCAUGGGCAGGGUGCAGGAAGACUGCAGCAGGGUGAGAGAAGAUCUAAACCAAACUGAGAGCAUCCACCGCUUCCUCGGCUCCCUGCUGGAGGAGAGAGACCCCUUCCUGUUAAUCUGGGCAUACCAGACAGAGGAUUCACAGAUGAUGGCAGAUCUCAACUCCCCUCUGUUCACACCGCCUCAGCCCAGCAUGGAUAAGAAACAUGUUUUAGAGAAUGUGGAAAAUAAAUACAGAGAAUUCAUAUCUGAUACCCUGCACUGCCUAAUUGAGCUCAAGAGAGAUCUCUUAAGCAGCCCAUUAACCUUGGACAAAAACUCAGCCCAUCCACUCCUAAAAAUCUCUGAAGACCUACGCUCAGUGAUGAGGGUGAAAAAACGUUUGCCUGUCCCUGAGCAUCAAGACCGCUUCGACCACUGGUCUCAGGUGAUCUCCUGUCAAUUUUUUUCUUCAGGAACCCAUUAUUGGGAGCUGGAGGUGGAGGGUUUCUGGGAUAUAGCAGUGACUUACCACAGCAUUGGGAGAAAAGCAAAAGAGGGCACGGCCUUUGGCUGCAAUAAGAUAUCCUGGAGCCUGACACAGCAGCAUGACAGGAAACUUGCUGCCUGGCAUAACCGAAAGAAAACCCAACUCUCCGUAAAAAUGUCGGGCAACCAUUUGGCAGUGGCUCUGGACUAUAAUUCUGGCUCCAUCACCUUUUCAGAAGUAGGACCUGCUUCCACCCUGCUCCCCUUGCACAAUUUCAGCACCAGCUUCACCCAGCCCGUUUGCCUGGGCUUUGGCCUCUACAAACCAGAGCUGAACAGCAGGGUCACCGUCCUCAGGAAAACAUGACUGCAUUUACCUCUCGAAUUUGGGUGAAGAUGGGGACUGUUUAUUUUAUAAAGAGUUUAUUUCUUGAUGGAUAUAUCAUGGUAGUUGAAAAGGUAGACUGCAUUUUUCCAAGUUUUAGUUUUUCAUUUUCUUUUACAAUUAAAGUCUUGAUGUUGAAAAAACCUAGUCUAAUCUUUUAUAACUGUGGUUUUUCAUCAUCAUGUUUUCACUCAUAUUUUAAGGGGAAUGGAGAUCCGUUGCAUCUUUCUCCAUUUGACAGCAAUUCAAAAUUAGCAACAUAUAUAAAUCUCUAAUAUUUACUUCUAGUAUAGUAUAUAUUUCUCCAUGAGCGCAGAAAGAUUUGUUCAGCGGUUCGUCUAGUGGACGUUGUUUUCAAGUGCUAGUUUAAAGUUCAAGUUUAUCACUUAUAUAUGAAUGGUAUUAUUGUGUACCAUAUUGAUACUACAUAAAUACAAAAAAAAAAACAAAGAGAGAGAAAAUAUUUUCCAUUCUUUGUUAUCAACUACUACAUGAAAUGCAUUAAUCAUUACUUUAUGCCAGGGUUUCUCAAACGGGUUAGUGAAAGAACUGCAGGGGGUUUAAAAGAAGAUAAAAAGAAGAAUUGGGGAGAAUCAACAAAUUAUGAAUAUACCAUUGUUUGAAUAACAGCCUAUGUAGUCAUCAUGUAAUCCAUAAAAAGUAACUGUAAUCUGAUCUAAUCUAAAAUUUUCAAAUGUAAUAUAAUCUAAAUUACAAUUACUAAAUAUUUGAAAUGUGAUUACAUAAUCCAGAUUACAUGUAAUCAGUUACCCAGCACUGGCGCAGUUGUAUGCGCACCGUCCGCGCGGACACAAAAAUUGGGCUGUGCAUGGACCCUCCUGCUGCCAGAAAAUUACGUCACACGCACAGUUGCAGAAUGUGUUUGGGGUUUAAAUGCCUAAAAUGACCUUAUAUCUUUCCAUGUAGGCAGCCUUUUACGUCACAAUCAAUAGUGAAGGGUUUGUGAUUGUGUCCAUUUUCCUUCCCUAUGAUCAACCGCAUUCUCAUCCCAAGGCGUCAUAUGCUGACGCUUUUGCCAAUGCGUCAACUCUUUAGCGUCAAUAU